Meloidogyne enterolobii is the source of this 1036-nucleotide messenger RNA. NCBI's taxonomy places the organism in Eukaryota, Metazoa, Nematoda, Chromadorea, Rhabditida, Meloidogynidae. The record is from the annotation of a GenBank genome assembly.
AUGUUGAUUGGACGUGAAAAAGAAUUUGAGUUAAUCGAAUCAUUGAUCUCAACAGCUUUAAAGGACAAAUCUUCACUUUGUGUGUAUAUUAGUGGUCCUCCGGGGACAGGAAAAACUGCGACAGUCAAGGAGGUGGUUAAUCAUUUACAAUGGAAGAUUGAUAAAAAUGGACGUCAUAAAGAGUUUCAUUUUGUUUCAAUUGAUUGUUUUGCAUCAUCUACAACUACUUCUCUUGCUCAACAUAUUUUGCUUCGACUUGAAACUCAAACAAAAAUAUCAAAUGGCAAACAAGUUUUGCAAGCUUUGGAAAACAAAAUUUCUAAAUGCAAAAUUCCGAUUUUAAUUCUGCUUGAUGAAGUUGACAACUUAGUUUCUCGCAAAGAUGAAAUAAUCUAUGACGCUUUUAAUUGGCCUAAUAAAUUUCCGGGACGUGUUAUUGUUAUAGGCAUUUCAAACUCAUUGGAUCUCACAGAAAGGCAAUUAUCAAAAAUUAAAUUUGCUCAUCCUCCAAAAUCAAUCGUUUUUCCUCCUUAUACAAGUCAAAUGUUAAUUUCCAUUUUAACUUCAUAUCUAAAUAAUAUUGGAAGCAAAUCAAGCAUUGAUACAAAAGCAAUAGAAUUGUGUGCAAGGAAGGUAGCUUCAAUGACUGGGGAUGUUAGAAGAGCUUUGGAUAUUGCCUCACAAAUGAUAGUUAAUUUUGAUGAGGAAUUGGAAGAGCAAGAUUCUCCAAAAAAAGAUGAUAAACUGAAGGAAGUUAACAAUAAAAUUGUUGAUGUGGAUAACAAUGAGUUUAAACUUCAACGCAGAAAUUCAUUAAAAACGCCUUUAAAAGAAGAAAGCAAAGAAAAUGUCCCAUCUUUGAAACGGCGUCUUCCACAAUCUUUGCAAAAAGGAGAUGUGACACCAAAAAAGAAUGCUUGCCGUGAAGUUUUGAAUGCAAUUAAUAAGGUUUUUGUUUUAUUUGGGAGGAAUUGAACAAAUAAAAAAUAGGGGUUAAUUUGGGGGAAUUGGUGAAUGUGCAAAUUUAUUUUUAUUU